Molecule: messenger RNA, 3399 nt
Organism: Brassica oleracea var. oleracea
Lineage: Eukaryota; Viridiplantae; Streptophyta; Magnoliopsida; Brassicales; Brassicaceae
Exons: 14
Coding region: 339-3383 (1014 amino acids)
Molecular function (GO): glycosyltransferase activity
Source: RefSeq, a predicted model, not a curated record
UUGAAAAAAAAAACAGGGAAGCAAGCAAAGAUUCUUGAGGCUCCCCCUUCGAAUCCGCGCAGCCAAAAUCUGAUUUGUAAAAUUACUCACAGAUUUUUCUUCUAACAGUCUCCUUCGAUUCCCACCAUUGACGUCAACACAAAGCUUUCAGCUCACAAUAAAGAAUCUGUGCGCUGCUGACGACGCUUCUCUCUCCCUUGACUAUAGCUUCCGUGAGUUGUGUGUGUGAUUUUUGGUUCAGAUUUUUUUGAAAUUUUCCUGUUGGAUUUGUUUUUAUUGAGAUUUAGGUGUUGAGUUCUUCGUAGCUAGCGUUAGGUUGCAUGUAAUUUAGAAACGAAAUGGGCUCUCUAGAAUCUGGGAUCCCUCCGAUCAAAAGAGAGAGGCAACACCACCACCCGUUACUGCAGAGAAACAGAUCCAGAUCCUUUCUCUUCAAGAGGUUCAGUUACAUCCAGUGGAUUUGCUCCACGUGCGUCUUCUUCUUCUUCGUCGUCCUAUUCCAAAUGUUCCUACCCGGCCUCGUCGUCAUCGACAAAUCUGAUAAACCGCCAUGGAGGAGUAUCGAGAAGGAGCUUCUCCCGCCUGAUAUGCUCGUUUUCAAGGAGAGAGGCGUCCUCAGUUUCGGUAACGAUGUUAGAUUAGAGCCUACCAAGCUCCUGAUGAGUUUCCAGAGAGAUAAUACACAGACUAGUAGUAAUGGUUUCAAUACGACUACGCAGCGUUUUGGAUUCCGAAAGCCGAAGCUAGCUCUGGUUUUUGCUGAUCUGUUAGCUGAUCCGGAGCAGCUGUUGAUGGUGACUGUCUCCAAUGCACUGCUAGAGAUUGGAUAUGCUAUUGAGGUGUACUCUCUCCAAGACGGCCCUGUUCAUGGAAUCUGGCAGCAAAUGGGAGUUUCAGUCACUAUACUCGACUCUAACCGUGCGUCAAGUUGUGUCAUCGACUGGCUCUCCUAUGAUGGCGUCAUUGUAAACUCUCUCGAAGCUAGGAGUAUGUUUACUUGCUUCAUGCAAGAACCUUUCAAAUCUAUACCUCUUGUUUGGGCCAUCAAUGAUGAAACUCUCGCUGUUCGGUCUAGACAGUAUAGCUCAACAGGGCAUACCGAACUCCUAACCGAUUGGAAAAAGAUUUUCAGCCGGGCAUCGGUUGUAGUCUUCCAUAACUAUCUCCUUCCGAUUCUCUACUCCGAGUUUGAUGCUGGCAACUUUUAUGUGAUUCCCGGAUCACCUAAAGAAGCAUGGAAAGCAAAGAAUAUGGACUUUCCACCGAAAGAUGACAUUGUCAUUUCCAUUGUGGGAAGUCAGUUCUUGUACAAAGGUCAAUGGCUGGAACAUGCUCUACUUCUGGAAGCUCUACGGCCGUUGUUUUCAGGCUAUAACAGUGAGAGUUAUAAUUCCCAUCUCAAGAUCAUAGUUUUAGGUGGAGAGUUGGCUUCCAACUACAGCGUAGCUAUUGAGACAAUUUCCCAGAACUUGACAUAUCCAAAAGAUGCUGUGAAGCAUGUAAGCGUCGCAGGGAAUGUUGAUAAGAUACUGGAAAGUUCUGAUCUUGUCAUAUACGGAUCAUUUCUUGAGGAGCAAUCUUUUCCAGAAAUUUUGAUGAAGGCCAUGGCACUGGGGAAACCGAUAGUCGCACCAAACCUCUUGAAUAUUAAGAAACAUGUCGAUGACAGGGUUAGUGGGUAUCUUUUCCCCAAGGAGAACCCUAAGGUUCUGUCGCAGAUUGUGCUUGAAGUGAUCACAGAAGGUAAAAUAUCUCCGUUGGCUCAGAAUAUUGGCUUGAUGGGGAAAACAGCUGUUAAAAAUAUGAUGGCUGUGGAAAGCAUAGAAGGUUAUGCGACUCUACUGGAGAACAUUCUCAAGUUUUCUUCAGAAGUUGCUUCUCCUAAGGAUUUACAGACAAUUCCUCCAAAACUGAGAGAAGGGUGGAGCUGGCAUCUGUUCGAAGCUCUCAUGGAUGAAUCGCCUAAUAAUAGAACAGCCAGAAGCUAUGAGUUCAUAGCGAAUGUUGAGGGACACUGGAACCAAACAUCAGGAGAUUCUACGAAAUCUCGGGUUGUAAAUGAUGAUUCAUUUGUAUAUGAGAUAUGGGAAGGUGAGAGAUAUAUUCAGACAAUUAACAGUAAAAAAAGACAAGAAGAUGAGGAGCUGAAAGGCAGAGCCUUGCAGUAUCAGGGGACGUGGGAGGAAGUAUAUAAAAGCGCCAAAAGGGCAGACCGAAGUAAGAAUGAUCUACAUGAGAGGGAUGAAGGGGAGCUGGAACGAACCGGUCAACCUUUAUGCAUAUAUGAACCUUAUUUUGGUGAAGGAACUUGGUCGUUUCUACAUGAGUAUCCCCUCUAUCGUGGAGUAGGCAUGUCAGUUAAAGGAAGGAGACCUGGGAUGGGUGAUAUCGAUGCAUCAUCACGUCUUCCGCUUUUCAACCAACCGUACUAUCGCGAUGCUCUUGGUGACUUUGGAGCAUUUUUUGCAAUUUCAAACAAGAUUGAUCGAGUACACAGGAAUGCAUGGAUUGGCUUUCAGUCCUGGAGAGCGACCGCUAGGAAGGAAUCUUUAUCCGAAAUUGCUGAGAACGCAUUGCUUAAUGCUAUAAAAACACGCAAACACGGAGAUGCCUUGUAUUUUUGGGUUCGCAUGGACAAAGAUCCGAGGAAUCCUCUGAAGAAACCCUUUUGGUCGUUCUGUGAUGCCAUAAAUGCUGGGAACUGCAGGUUUGCUUACAACGAAACUUUAAAGAAAAUGUACAGUGUCAAAAAUUUAGACUCACUGCCUCCAAUGCCUGAGGAUGGGGAUACAUGGUCUGUGAUGCAGAGCUGGGUGUUGCCAACAAGAUCCUUCGUAGAGUUUGUCAUGUUCUCAAGGAUGUUUGUGGAUUCUUUGGAUGCACAAAUGUAUGAAGAGCAUCAUCGAACAAACCGUUGCUAUCUGAGUUUAACCAAAGACAAGCAUUGCUAUUCACGGGUACUAGAGCUUCUGGUGAACGUAUGGGCAUACCACAGCGCGAGACGCAUUGUCUACAUAGAUCCUAUAACUGGUUUGAUGGAGGAGCAACACAAACAAAUGAACCGGAGAGGAAAAAUGUGGGUGGACUGGUUCGGUUACACAACUCUGAAAACAAUGGACGAGGAUCUUGCAGAGGAAGCAGACUCAAACGACCGUCGUGUGGGUCACUGGCUAUGGCCAUGGACAGGUGAGGUGGUGUGGCGAGGCUCAUUAGAGAAAGAGAGGCAAAGAAAGAACGUAGAGAAAGAGGAGCAGAAGAAGAGAAGUAAAGAUAAGCUGGAUAGAAUGAGAAGAAAAAGUCAUCGCCAGAAAGCAAUCGGCAAAUAUAUUAAACCGCCUCCUGAAAACGCAAACGUUACUACUUUGUUAAACGCAGACGCUUAAAGAAAAAAAAACAGAU